CGCUAGGUGCGCGUGCGCAGACCUGCCGUUCGGCGGCGGAGCGGGGAGGGCAGCGCCGGUAACGGACGCAGCUUGGACUUGGUGUAGCUGAUGUUGCAAGCCGGAGGAGGCUGGCUUGGUGCGUAGUUUCCCGUUUCUGCUGUGCUCAUUCUUAUCCUGCCUGGUGAAGUCCCCACGAUGCAUCUGAGUCGGGAGCAACAAUGGAUUGGCCCCAACAAAGAUGUAGCAGGUGUUGGGAGAAGACAUCCCAUCUGACAUGGAGGUGAUCAAGAGAGCUGAACACCGACUGCACCAACAUGGGGUUGCGGCUGUUGGCUUGUCUUUUUCAUUGGCCCACUGCAGUGAUCUACGGGUCCCUGUCGCUGUUUGUUUCCAUUUUGCACAACGUGUUCCUCCUGUACUACGUGGACACCUUUGUCUCUGUUUACAAGAUUGAUAAACUGUCCUUUUGGAUAGGAGAGACAGUGUUUCUGAUCUGGAACAGCCUCAAUGACCCUCUGUUUGGCUGGCUGAGUGACCGAGUGUUCCUUAGCGCACAGCAGCCAGGAGCAGAGAUUUCCUCCCCCAAAGUAGUUCUGAAGAGGCUCAGAGUGCUAAGCCACAAUGGCCCCCUCUUUGCCAUCUCUUUCCUGGCUUUCUGGGUUGCCUGGGCUCAUCCCGGUUUGCAGUUCCUUCUUUGCCUUUGCAUGUACGACAGCUUUCUCACCAUGGUUGACCUCCAUCACAACGCCUUGCUCGCAGACCUGGCUGUUUCAGCAAAAGACAGGACUAGCCUCAACUUCUACUGCUCCCUCUUCAGUGCCAUAGGCUCCCUCUCUGUCUUCAUGUCCUACGCAGUGUGGAACAAAGAGGACUUCUUUUCCUUUCGCAUAUUUUGCAUCGUGCUGGCCCUCUGCUCCAUCACUGGUUUUACCCUGUCCACACAGCUGCUCCGCCAGCGGUUUGAGGCUGAUGGGAAAGUGAAAUGGGAUGAGGAAUCAACCCUAAAAGAGCUGUGCAUUGAGAAACUCUCUGUCCCCCAGGAGAAGAGGAUCACCCUAGCAGAGUAUCUCCAGCAGCUCUCCCGUCACCGCAACUUCCUCUGGUUUGUCUGCAUGAACCUCAUCCAGGUUUUUCACUGCCACUUUAACAGCAACUUCUUCCCUCUGUUCCUGGAGCACCUGCUGUCAGACCAGAUAUCUGUCUCGACUGGAUCCUUCCUGCUUGGCGUUUCCUACAUUGCCCCUCAUCUCAACAACCUCUACUUCCUGUCCCUCUGCCGCCGCUGUGGGGUUUAUGCUGUGGUGCGAGGACUCUUCUUCCUGAAGCUGGCUCUCAGUGUUGUCAUGCUCCUGGCAGGACCUGAUCAGGUGUAUCUGCUCUGCAUCUUCAUUGCCAGCAACCGGGUGUUCACGGAGGGGACCUGUAAGUUGCUCAACCUGGUAGUCACUGACUUGGUGGAUGAGGAUCUAGUCCUGAACCGUAGGAAGCAGGCAGCCUCAGCGCUGCUCUUUGGGAUGGUGGCUCUGGUCACCAAGCCGGGCCAGACCUUUGCCCCUCUGAUUGGCACCUGGCUGCUCUGUGCGUACACAGGCUAUGACAUCUUCCAGCGCAACCCCUUGAGCAACGUGGUGAGUGCCCAGCCGAAGCUAGAGUCUGCCGCAGCCUUGGAGCCAACUCUUCGACAGGGCUGCUUUUACCUCCUCGUCUUCGUACCCAUCACAUGUGCGCUGCUGCAGCUCCUCAGCUGGUCUCAGUUCAGCUUGCACGGGAAGCGUCUCCAGAGGGUGAAGGCUCAGCGCCAAAGCCUGAUGCAAGGCCAAGCACCAGAGGUCAAAACGAUCUAGGGGGGUGCCUGAGUCCCCGGGGUGUUGCUGGUUCCAGGCUGGUGCAGGACUGCAGGCUAAGCACCAGGGAUGGCGGGCUGAGAAAGCCCGAUGUUUACAGAUCAACUGUGAAAUGCUGUAAUGCCAAUGUUUACUCAUUCCAGGAGGUGGUUGCUGGGGAAGGCAGAGAAGUUCAGCAUGUGAGGGUCUGGGGAUAGAUUGCUUGGCCACAGGAGCAAGAACGUUUUAUCCUGGCCUGUCGCAGGGAGCAGAGGGCUCCUCACCCCAGCAGGGAGGUGCUGGGUUGCAGUGUGUGGUAGAGACAUGUCGGCCUCUGCCUGGGCAGGAGGAGACCGCACAGGGAGUUCCUCCUAGCUGGAGCCCUGCAGCUUUGGGGAGUGGAGUCGGGGGGGGCUCCUGAGGGACCAAGUGACCGAGGCAGCGAUUGCAGGACAGCAGGAGCAGGGGUGAGGACCCUGAAGGCCUUUCCCAGUAGCUGGCACAACCCCUCCCACAUACAGUGCUGUGGUUCUUGGACCAAAUCUGCUUUUAGGCAUUUCUUGUUCCCAGGGUCUUCUGGCCAUGCUGGUUUUAUGCUGAGGCUCCCUCCUUCGUGGCCUUACAGAGGGACUGGGUAGUUGCUGGGCUGGGAAAAGGCAAUGGCCUUGAACUGGGCUCAGAGCCUUGAGCUGGAACAUCUCAUCUGCACCCUGUCACCCGUGUUUAAGCCUCCUCUCCCCUACACAGCCCCUUCCAGUCAGCACUGUCACGCUGCUGUGCUGGCUGGGGCUACGGGGCUGAGGUCAGGGAACCAAUCCUGAACCAAGCUGAUGGAAGUGCCUCCCUGCCCAGGGCCGUGGCAGGUGACCAAGUGAGGCAGCCUGGUGCCUUCCCCUCUUGCAAGGGGAGAGCACAGCCUGGAGGAGGCACCAGGUUUUGCUUUUGUGCCUUCCGUUCCUCUUCUGAGCCUGUCUGAAAGGGUGGGUAGUCACAGCGUUGAGAUUUUUACCUUUGUGGGGAAAGGCAGGCACCUCAGCUCCUCUGCUUGAAAGGGUGCCCGAGUUUGAUCACCUCAUCUGGCUGCUGAGCCAUGGACCGAAGGAAGAGAGCGGGUGGUUUGAUCUCUGCGGUUUUGGCUGGGAGCUGUCAGGGCAGAUAGUCACCAAAGGUAUCCCUGAGGUGAGGGAGUGCCUUCCCCCUUCCUGCAGCGCAUUUGGGGUCAGGCAGGAGAGAUGUGCCAAAGCAGAGCUCUGCCCCUGUGCGUGCCCACAGGAGGGGGCGUGCAGGCAGCCUCUGAGAGCUGUUGCAUGUUUAGGGAUGUGCUGUUCUUUGUUAGUGCCAGGUUCCCUCUGGGGUCUCGGCCCACAAACCUGCCAUCUUGCCUCAGGACGCGGCUGCCUUCUGUCUUGAACCAAGACAUUCCUGCCGUGAGGCUUCUGUAGCUCUUCAUGGUUCAAUCAUAAGUUAUUUGUGUGACUUCUAACAAAGUUUGAGAAUGAUUCUUCAUUUCAUAAAUUAAAGAUGAUCUUUUCUAUA
Messenger RNA from Falco peregrinus (peregrine falcon), 3341 nucleotides. It is a transcript of the gene SLC68A1, whose product is annotated as major facilitator superfamily domain containing 13A. The transcript has 10 exons. NCBI's taxonomy places the organism in Eukaryota, Metazoa, Chordata, Aves, Falconiformes, Falconidae. Bases 297 to 1826 code for a protein of 509 amino acids. The record is from RefSeq and is a predicted model, not a curated record.